Molecule: messenger RNA, 2178 nt
Organism: Fusarium oxysporum Fo47
Lineage: Eukaryota; Fungi; Ascomycota; Sordariomycetes; Hypocreales; Nectriaceae
Product: heterokaryon incompatibility protein-domain-containing protein
Exons: 3
Coding region: 1-2178 (725 amino acids)
Source: RefSeq, a predicted model, not a curated record
AUGAGUCUUUGCAAAAUCUGUCAAGAAGCGUUACCUGACUUUUCAUUCUCAGCUGGGGUUGGCAAUGCUCCUAUAAUUCGUAACGGACUAUCAGCAAAGCCAUGCACGUGGGAAAAGAAAAAAAAACCCAAACAGCCCUCGCAAACUCAAUGGCUUAUGAAAGGGCGUUUCUCACUACACUCCUCUUGGGAGACGUUCGUGACGUCCUUGGAAGCUGAUUGUCCUCUCUGUUGGACCUGUUGGCGGGCGAUUCGAUCAUCGCCAAUCGCGUCACCAAGCGAUGAAAAAAUAGCCGACUUUCAAGCGAUGAUUACGUACGGCCAUUUUGAUGUCGAAGAUGACUUAUUUAACCUCUGGGUCUGUCUUGAGGGAACUGGAAUGAAGGCAGCGAGGCUUCGCCUGAACAUCACAAAGACAACAAGGGAAGUCUAUGAAGACAGCAUCUUGCCACAGAACUAUAGAGACAUGCUUGAUAUAUGUCGCGCGAUACCAGUUCGGUACAUCUGGAUUGAUUCCCUCUGCAUUAUACAAGAUGACAACGGCGCUGAUUUCCGUCAUGAAGCUCCCAUCAUGCUCGAUGUCUAUCGCUUCGCUUUUCUGACCCUGAUGAUACUGUGGGAGUUUUCAGAUUCUACUGUUUUUCGCGAGUGUCGACCCAGUACUAUAGCCCGGCCCCGGCCUCAUUCCUGCAAGCGCUCUACAUUGGCAGAAAACGGCCAAGAUUCUUUCCAAGAUUCAGCGUCCAAUGCGCACAAUUACGCAUUUGUCAGGGUCGAAAACACAGGGAGCUACAAUUUCGAUGUGAACAACGCGCCCAUCAACAAAAGGGCAUGGGUUCUGCAGGAGCGAUGCCUGUCACGACGGAUUCUCUGCCUCGGAAACGAGGAACUGUAUUGGGAGUGUGAAGGCGACUCAUCGGGCCCUCUUAUCGCAAGUGAAACUUCUCCUUGGGGUGUUCCGCACAUCUCACGCCGCGAAGGCCUUGACAGUCUCACAGGCAGCAAUAGUGGCGAGUGUUGGAAUUCUCUUGUCGAGGAGUAUACAUCAUGCCAGUUGACGUUUGAGGAAGACAGGCUCGUUGCCUUUUCUGGAAUUGCUAGGGCCGUUGCGAAGCUGACUGGCGAUACUUAUUUUGCUGGCAUAUGGCUUGAGACAUGGAUGCAGGACCUUCUUUGGGAGCCGGACAGAGUAAGAGAAAAGCCGGCUCGGGUGAAGCCUGCUACAAUGGGUACACAGAGCAUGGUCCUGCCUUCAUGGUCCUGGCUAAGCUUUUCUGGAUCUAUUCGUCCUGGUCUAGUUGUAGCCAAUGGGGAGUGCCCGAGAAUCCUUCUGACAGAACCGAAUUCUUUCAAAUCAGACAGGUUUGACUGCCUGGCUUUACUCAGUCAAACGAAAAUUACACCUCCAGACUCUGACCCUUAUGUCACCUUCCAUCAAGCUAUUCUUCAAAUCAGAGGCUUACUUGUCCCUGUGGAUUUCAGCGGGAUUGCGGACAUGCAUAACUUGCCAUCAUUCUUCAGGAUCACUCACAAUAUUGAGUUAAAUUCAAUAGGGCUAGAUUGCUUAAGCCUUAUACCAUGCAGAGAGAAAGAAGAUGGCUAUGCUGUACUUAUUUUGUCGUUCAGCAAACCAUUGAACGAAUCCUCUCGCUACUUCUUCAUCCCACUAUUUCUGCGCAAAGAUAAAUAUCAAGAACCCAUCAAGUUCAGUCCUAACGACACAGAGGGCCAUGGGAUCAUUGUUGAAGAAAUAUUCGCAGACCGCGAACGUCAGUUCAUCAGAGUCGGGAGGUGGCAAGAAGAUAUCAGCUUGCCCUCUCAACUUGGUCCAUUGAUCAGCAACACUAUCGUACAACAAGGAAUCGGUGAAACGGUCUCUGGCAGGACCGAAGAUAUUGCGGAGCUGGAACGAAGUUUCGACUCCAACAUGCACGAAUAUGCUGUGCGCCAUGCCUCCUCGAUGAUCAACUUUCCCAGGAAUUGCACGAGUCAGCUAGACCAAGACCGAUUGAAUGACCAAAAGCAGAAUGACAUUGGCGCAAAGGACAAUGGGGAGUUUGAUGAGGAUCGCGGCGGAGAAGACCGAGAGGAGAAAGAACAGAUGAUGGUCGAUUCUGUUAAAUGUUCAGAAUUACCUCACUUUUCGAAAGCCGAAUGGUCUUCUAUCUCGUUAGUAUAG